This is a messenger RNA of Ilex paraguariensis (yerba mate), 195 nucleotides long. Lineage: Eukaryota; Viridiplantae; Streptophyta; Magnoliopsida; Aquifoliales; Aquifoliaceae. The record is from the annotation of a GenBank genome assembly.
CAAACGGGCCAUGGGUCUCUACCACCCAUAGGAAUCGGAUCCCGCAAGAGGACUGAGGAGGCAAGCUCCAAUGUUGGGGAACAAAGGAAGAAACAAAAGAAUGACCCUUGCAUGGAGAGCAUAAAGGGAAAGACUAUGACGCACGAGCGGCAAGUAGAUAGGCCCACCCUCGGGCCAAACGAUGAUGUGAUCUGA